AUGAAUCGAAAAUUUGUAAACGUUAUAAUCCUUGGAUUUGGGUUUAUGUUUGUCUUCACGGCGUUUCAAACUAUGGGAAAUAUAGAGAAAACAGUAUUAGACAGUAUAUCACACGAUGAUCCGGGAUUCACGGGAGAUGGCUACACGUCCCUGGCCAUCAUCUACGCAACGCUGGCCAUAUGUAACUGGAUGGCGCCUUCCAUCAUCACGAUCACAGGACCACGAGGAGCCAUGUUUAUUGGUGGACUGACUUAUUUGUUUUUCAUCGUGACUUUCUUGUUCCCUCGCACGUGGCUCUUGUACGUGGCGAGCGUGUUGAUUGGUGCCGGCGCAGCUGCUAUAUGGACCGGCCAGGGCAACUAUCUGACACUCAACAGCGAUGCCGAUACUAUAUCCAGGAACUCAGGAGUCUUCUGGGCUAUGUUACAGUGCAGCAUGUUUUUCGGAAAUCUUUUCGUAUUCAUUAAGUUCCAAGGCAAGACUCAGAUUGAUGCGGAGACAAGGAACGUUGUGUUCGGUGCUUUGACUGGAGUCUGCGCCGUUGGUUUGGUUUUCCUCAUGCUUCUAAGACCAGCUAAGCGCAUGCCCAACAUCGAAGAUGCCAAGGGCGAGAUAGUAACCCAUGAAGUGCAAGAAAGUCCCAUGGAUGCGUUCAAAGGCGCUUUGAAGUUGUUCUGUACCCGCGAUAUGUUGUUGCUCAGUGUUACUUUCAUUUAUACUGGCGUGGAACUGUCGUUCUUCAGUGGCGUGUACAGCCCGAGCAUUGGUUUCACACUGUCUAUGGGCGAGAAUGCUAAACAGCUGGUGGGCUUGUCAGGCGUCUUCAUUGGUAUGGGAGAAGUGCUCGGAGGUGCUCUCUUCGGUAUCCUCGGCGCAAAAACAACUCGUUGGGGUCGCGACCCGAUCGUCAUCAUGGGCUACUUCAUUCAUUUAGGCAGCUUCUUCCUAAUCUUCAUCAAUUUGCCGACGGUGGCGCCAUUUGGAGACACCAACGAGGUUUCCUACAUCACACCUUCACCGCAACUAGCGAUGUUCUGCAGUUUUCUACUAGGAUUCGGGACGCGUGCUUCAAUACUCAAAUAUACUCGAUUUUGGGAGGCAACUACUCGACAACAGUACCUCAGCUUUCGCACUGUUUAAAUUUACUCAGUCCCUAGCAGCGGCAGCAUGUUUCUUCUACUCAUCAAAGGCGCUGCUCUCCGUACAGCUGAUGAUUCUGGGCGUCCUAGCGACACUAGGUACAGCGUGCUUCUGCCGUGUUGAAUGGGCCGCUAGAGCUCGCGCACGCGCCCUAGCGAUUGACGCCGACGACAAGUCAUCACCAACCACCCACGCUCUUGCAGAUAAUGGACUUCACUACGACUGA
Molecule: messenger RNA, 1366 nt
Organism: Spodoptera littoralis (African cotton leafworm)
Lineage: Eukaryota; Metazoa; Arthropoda; Insecta; Lepidoptera; Noctuidae
Source: the annotation of a GenBank genome assembly